This is a messenger RNA of Sphaeramia orbicularis (orbiculate cardinalfish), 2321 nucleotides long. RefSeq names its product THAP domain containing 11 (gene thap11). Gene Ontology annotation, molecular function: RNA polymerase II cis-regulatory region sequence-specific DNA binding. Gene Ontology annotation, biological process: regulation of transcription by RNA polymerase II. The record is from RefSeq and is a predicted model, not a curated record. Bases 550 to 1386 code for a protein of 278 amino acids. Lineage: Eukaryota; Metazoa; Chordata; Actinopteri; Kurtiformes; Apogonidae. The transcript has a single exon. Gene Ontology annotation, cellular component: nucleoplasm.
GUUGUGAUUGUGUAAGAAUUUAAACCCACCCUUUUACCUUGCAUUUAAAUAACAAUUUUAAUCAUGCUUGUAUUAUGCAAGUAGCUCUUGAUCAUGGAGAUGACAGUUUUUCUUCACCUCAUCAGAGUUCAGACUUGCAUUACCAACUCUGACCAGCAGGGGCAGUAAUUAUACUGAGGGAAUUGGAACUAGGGCGCAAGGGAUUAUGGGACUUUUAGUUUUGAGCGGACGACGAUUGGAGUGACAACAUCGACGAGAACAAAACAAGAAAUUCACCUCCGAAAAUAAAUCACCAGGCUUGUAUUUAGCAUAAAUAUACGCGUUGUCUGCUUGGUACCCGGACUCUUUCGGGUGGGUUGAGUCGUUUGUUCGGGGUAGAGCAGGUCACUUUUGGUGGAAAAUAAACAGGAAGUUGUUAGCGUUGUGGGACGUGUAGUUCCGCUUGCAGGCCGCUGAGCUUGAUAACAAGGCACAGAAUAAAGAAACAACAGAAAAAUAACACAAACUUAAACCGAACACCGUGUUUUCAGACUCGACGCUUGCGUAAACAUGCCCGGGUUCACCUGCUGUGUUCCUGGUUGCUACAAUAACUCGCACCGGGACCGGGACCUGCGCUUCUACACAUUUCCUAAGGACACCACGCUGAGGGAGAUGUGGCUGAGGAACAUCUCCCGGGCCGGGGUCAGCGGCUGCUUCAGCACCUUCCAGCCCACCACGGGACAUCGGGUCUGCAGCGUGCACUUCGCAGGUGGGAGGAAAACCUACAGCAUCAGAGUCCCGUCCCUGUUUCCGUUGAGGGGCGUGAAUGAGCGCAGAAACCGGCGGGGGAGAGGCAGGAAGGUGUCCGCGGCUGGUGCUCCUGCCCCCGCCGCCGCCGCGACCUCCGGGAUUGUCAUCACCAAUGUCCUCGCCAGCGCCGCAGAAGGAGCCGAGGGGAACGCCGGUGGGGAGGCGAGCGACGACAGCAUCACCGUGGUUCAGAUAGGCCAGAACGGGGAAUACCUGGGCACGGCGCGGCUGCCCGCCCAAACGGAGGGGACUUGUUACUCCGGGCCGAUCGGCAGCGCAGACGAACAAACCGCGGACGAGUCUUCAGUGGAAGCCACGUCCAUUGUGCACCCACCCGCCGUGCAGUACGUGAGUGUGACCAGCAGCCCCCUCGACCACUCGUACUCUCUGACCACCGGCACCACGUCCGCGGAGCUGCUGCGGAAACUGAACGAACAGCGGGACAUCAUCGCACUGAUGGAGGUAAAGAUGAAGGAGAUGAAGGCGACCAUCCGCCAGCUGCGGGUGGCAGAGGCCAAGCUGCAGGAGGAGGUGCGGGAGCGGGACCGGCUCCUGUACGGCAACUCGGUGGUUUUUAACGCCCGGAAGAGAAACUGAUAGAUGGACAUCACCGGAGACGAGCCGUUACAAAGACUCAGACUGACAGAGGAGGCACCGAGGGGUUUGAAGACAACAGACCCAGCCGUAUUUUGUAUAGAACUUCGAGCGAUGACAAUUUAUUUUCAACAAGUAGAGCUCAGUUUUCGUAGGCCUAAUGUAAUAAAAGUUGGCUGGCUAGUUAAUGUAGCUGAUAGUAAUAAUCUUAUUGCUUAUCACCUAGAGACAUGCACAGCCAAAACAAGAUCAACAUAGCGUUUAUUCAUAAAACAGCUGUAAUUUGCUCAGACUUGAGUAAAACAAAAGGCAAACAGACAAAUGGGGGGGGGGGGACGCUGAAGACUGCCUGUUUGCAUAAAACGUUUUUCUCCUGCAAUGUUUUUAUUGAUGUCAUCAAUGAAAUGAGAUUUGUGUACAUCUCAAAAGCAUACUGCUUAGGUGAGAUAAAAGGCAAAGGUAUCCACAGUUUCUGAAAACUAAACACUACCCUCAGCACACUCAGAAAAUAGGCCCAACCACUUCUUUGGCUGAGUCUCUGGAAGGUACCUUAAGUUGUUUUCCCACGUUUCUGUUUGCUUGAAAAUGUGCAGUAGAUUAAGAAAUUAACUUGCGUUUUCUUGCAGACAUGCAUUAAGAUUAAUGUGUUUCUUAGGGAAACUGAAGUCAUUUCGCCGAAGUAAAACUUUUUGUCCAGAUACUUUAUGCAACUAUGACUGUCUGUCUCCCAGGUUGUUUUGUAACAAAGCAUCUGUUUUUGACUUAAGUUGCCUAUUAAUGGUCAGAUGCUAGUUCACACAGACUUUUAGUGGCUGCAUCUCCGUUUUUUUUUCAGUGUGUGUUUUUGUUGCACAGUAUGUUACAAACAUUUCUGGCUUGAACAUGGUUUGACAGCUGUGCUCAACUGUCAUUUUCAAGUAAAUUUCUUUUUGAAAUGG